GUAGUCCCUCAGUUACCCACAUGUCGGGACUUGAGGGCUUGCUUUGUUGUUUGUUGGAUUUUCACAGAUUUUGUAAUUUAAUGAUUUUCCCGAGGGGGUCCUCCAGUCCUCCACUCCUUGAGGCACUUGUAAAGUGGUGAAAAGGAGUAAAGUAGGUACGUUGCUGUUGUGGGCCGAAGGCUGACGCUUUUCGUUUCAUUUUGGGGGGAUGCCUCGUUAAAAACCUCAUUAGGAAAAACCCUUUGGGAAAAAAUCCUAACGAGGGAAAAAGAGUGCACCGAAUUCCCCCAAUGAUGAAUCGAAAAUGUCAAACCUUGGUACAAAAUGGAGAAUGGCGGGAAUGCCGAGGGCUCUCUCUUCUGAGGGCUCCUGUGUUGAUUAGCUGAAGGCUCGCUGUUGAUGUCCUGGUGGUGCCGAAGGGGAGCCCCUCAAUCCAGAGAUCGAGGGCCUGCCAGAUGAGGGCAGCAGUGAAGCGUUUACCGGGGGGUCCACUGUUUGUUGAUUUGUUGGUGAUGAAGAUACCCGAGGGCUCCCCAUCCGUCAAUGAGGAAACUCCCCGGGGGCUACCCAGUUUUGCAGUGCUGAGGGGGAAUCCCCGAGGGGGUGUCCUGCUAUGAAGCCCUGGGUCUCUGAAGGAGUGAUCCCGAAGGCGUCUGUUAUGUGCUGUGUGGGGCGCAACCCGGGGGCACUUCUGAGUGAUUGUACCCGGAGGCUGUCUUUGAUGAAGUGGAGUGAAGUAGAAAACCCGGGGGCUUCCAGAAUAUAGCCGUUGGAAAUAUAGCCGUUGGAAUACGUAACGACAGGAUAUAGCCGUAGGGGGGAUGGCACACGUGGCGUGUGAUGGCUGGUUGUUCGUGGGCGGCGUCACCGGUUGGGUGAAACGACGGCGCGUAAUGAUGGCGUCCAUCCGGAGGCCCGGAACCCAGGCCCAAGCCCGGAUUCCAGCGCCUAUAAAUACCCCAAGGCCAGGCAUUCCUCCGUGUGCGAUAAACUUGUUAGCGAAGCUCUGUCAAUUUUUCUAGAGAGAGAAAGUUCAGCCUUCGGUCCAAAACUCAGCUUUCGAGGUCAGUGCUCCCUGCCUUUCUCCUUCUAGCAUAGCUGUACUGUGCCCUUAGUUUAGGAGAUAGAAAAGUUAGGAAACACUACCGUCUACGAGCCCUCGAACAAGAAAGCGAAUGUCGUCCCAGAGUGACUCUCAGGACGUCUCGAGGACGCCCUCGAUGGAGGACGAAGGCAUCUCCGAUGUGGAGUCAAGCAGUGAUCAGCCCUCGGAUUGUGGUGAUGCAGCCCUCGCCACUGAGGUGCAGAAAGAUCUGACGGCUGAGGCCGAGGCGGAGGAAUUCGAGCGAACUGCCGAGGAUGAAGAGUUGGCCCUCGCCGUCCAAGUUGCUGAAGAGGAGGAGGAGAAGGAGAGGGUGAAGGUCACUGUGGCCGUCCUUCCCCCUCGGGGUGCUGGUGAGGCCAGUACUUCCCAGCCGCUGAACGCGGUUCCCAUCCGGGUGGCCCCCAGGAAGAAGAAGGCCAAGGCGGCUGUCCCUAAGAAGAAGGUCAUAGCUGCUGAUCAGGGGAAGCCCGUAGAUAUGCCGGAGGGGUAUUCCUGGCUCAACACGGCUGCCCUGGAAAUAAAGUCGAAGGCGGACAGGGCGGACCUCUACGUGACGCAGCUACAUGUAGGGCCCUCGGCCGAGGUGGUCGAGCCGGGAGUUGACGAUGUGCUCUCUCGGGCGCCCGAAGGGUGCAUUGCAGUACACGUGCUGUCGGUAUCCAUGGGCCUUCGGUUCCCGCUGUACCCCUUCCUCCGGGAGUACCUGAGGUUCGUCGGCUUGGUGCCCUGCCAGCUGACACCUAAUAGCCAUUCCUACGUGGCGGGUUUCCUAAAUCUCUGUAGGGACCGAGGGGUGACCCCCAGCCUGGACUUGUUCUUCCAGAGCUUCAACCUCUGUCGAGGGGGUCACGCGAAUGCGGAGGGCUUCGCCAACCUGCAGCAGGUGGCCAGGUGGAAGCUGUUUACGGAGGCGCCUUCGUCAAACAAGGACUGGAAGGAGCGUUGGUGCUAUGUCAGGGUUGCUGAGAACCCAUUCCCGGCGGAACUUCGGGAUCGCUUCCGUCGGCAUCCGAAGGUUGGAAGCGCCGCCCUUGAAAAAGACGGCCUGGUGAUAGCAAAAAUCCCGGAGGGUCGCACCAAGCAGGUCUCCAUUAAAGACUAUACUGCCGACAAGGGAUUCUACGCCCUCGGCUUUCGCAGAUACCGGUUUAUUGGUGAAGCGGAUGAGAAGUACCCCGUUUUUGCUGAGGCCUUCGGGGGAACGGGAGGUAGUCUACGAGGUCCCUUAGCACAUAGCUUAUCCUGUUCGUUUUUUUUUGUUUUUUAUUUUGUUCUUUGUGCCUUCGGUCAGCGUCCCCUCGAUUCUAACCCCAUUCCUUUGUUUCUUCGCAGGUGUCCCAGUGAAAAUGAUGAAUGUUAGAGGCCUUGCAGACUUGAAGAAGAAGAAACCCUCCAAGGGCCCGAGGGGGACGGACGCCUGUGUCCCAAAACCCGCCGGUGACUUCUUCAAAAAACCGGAGGGGCCGUCGGCGGACCCAAGCGCUGAUGCUGCUGCUGCCGCCAAAAGGAAGGGCUCGGGCAGAGAUCCCGAGGGCAAGAAGCCCAAGACCGGGGAUGCCGGGAAGAAAUCCCCCCCGGUGAUCAUUGUUGAUGAAGGCCCUGCCCCCGGGCCAGAUGAGGACAUGCAGGUGGCGAAGGUGCCGUCGGGAGUUCAGGGGCCAUCUUCCGAGGUCCUCAUGGUUUCCCUCCCGGCUGGUACGGCCGUGAUGAAUGGUACCGCCGACCCGAGGGCGCUUCUGCGAGGCAUCACCCUCGAGAUUGACAGGGUUGCCCUCGGGGCUGAUGAAGACGAAGCCCUCGAGGACAGGAUCCUCCGGUCCUCCCUUACAACCUGCAUUGCCCUCGGGGAGCAAGCCCGGCGGCUAGAGGAGUGGCGCCUUCGCAAGGCCGAGCAGGAGGCCAAGAUGCGGGAGCUCAUCCGCCAGAAUGCAGACGCUGUGCGGCAGAUGGCCAUGCUGGAGGAGAGCCUUCGGCAAAUGACCCUGCGAGCGGAGGCCGCGGAUCGGGGUAGGGCAGAAGCCGAGAGGUCCGCAGCUGAGGCCUUGGAGAAGGCUGCCAAGGAAGCCGAGGCCGCGAAGGUUGAAGCCGUCGAGAGAGCCCGGGAGGACGCAAUCUCAGGGUUCUUGGCAGGGGGAUGGCGGUCCGAGGAGCACAAGCAAUGGCUGUCCUCGGUCGUCGAGUCCUCGGUCGACGAGUGGUGCGAUGGGCCUGGCGUGGAGUGGGUUUCCCGAAAGGGUAAACAAUACUACGAUGGGGGCGAGUUCUUCACUCAAGCCCUCAUCUAUCGGAGGAUGGCUCGUCACUUGAAGAUCGAGCCAAAGGACUUUGACCCGGCAGCAUACGGGCUCCCCCCCCUGCAGCCAGACAUCCGCGUUCCUCUUCCCCCCGAUGUCGAGAGGCCAGACCUAGAGGACUUUGAGCUCAUGAAGGAAGCCGAGGGCGACGAACCUGAGGCCGACGCAGAAGUGACCUCGAAGCCAUCGGGGGAGGCGGCCCCCGGGAGUAACAUGAGUUGAUAUGUACUUUUUAUCACGUAAACAUACAUUUGUAAUGAUGACAUUAUUUAUCCCUCGGCUUCGGCCUGCUUGUAAUAGUAAAAUCGCAAUUACACUUGCUUUCUUUUUGAUGAUUGAAUGAUCGCCUUCGGGCUUUGUAUAUAUGACUUGUUCCCUUCGAUUC
Messenger RNA from Cuscuta europaea, 3784 nucleotides. The record is from the annotation of a GenBank genome assembly. Lineage: Eukaryota; Viridiplantae; Streptophyta; Magnoliopsida; Solanales; Convolvulaceae.